CGUCCUGCUAUUGUGUUGUAACACCUUGGAACCAUAGUCUGCAGCCCGUGCACUUCUUCAAAGCCAGACGGCUGUGGCUUUGGACAGACAGUCCCACAGAGCUGCAUGUUCACCCACUGAACAGGUAAAUGGAAAUGUAAAAGGAGAAAAAAACCGGAGAGCGAGGUAUGCGUGCAUAGGAGCUCUUGGCUGAAGGCUGGGUUUCACCACGACUCGCCUGGAGCGCGAGAGGGGGGAAAGCGUGGAGCCAAUGAGAAGGCGGGAUCCAAACCAACUCUCUAUAACUCUGUGUCGCCGGGACUGAGCGGUGCCACUACCAAGUUUUCGCAGUCGGGACAGUUUCGGUGGACUAUAGUCUUUGCGCAGCCGCGCGUCCCGAGAGCGCACAGGCGCACUUUUGCUUCGCCGCGUUUCCGCUUCUUUGCGCGCUCCGCGACAAUAGAAAUCAAUCCGUGGACGCCGUUUACUUCGGAGCGCUGCUUUCACCAUGAGCGCCGGACAGAAGAUUGCGAGCAUUUUGCCCGACCUUCCCGGAUCUAUGAGCUGCCACCCGAACGCCAAGGAUUCGCCCACGCUCCCCGAGUCCUCGGUGACGGACAUGGGCUACUACAGCGGACAGACGGCGCACGGCCACCACGAAUACUACCCCAGUCAGGCGUACGGACAGCCCAUGAACUCCUACCACCACCAGUUCAACCUGAACGGGAUGGGAGCCGCUGGAGCGUAUCCCACCAAAUCCGAAUACCCCUACACGAACACCUACAGACAGUACGGACAUUACAACAGAGAUCACCUGCAGGCGUCGCCUCCCAACUCAGUGAAAGAAGAGCCAGAGCCCGAGGUCCGCAUGGUGAAUGGAAAACCGAAAAAGAUCCGCAAACCCAGGACGAUCUACUCCAGCUACCAGCUCGCCGCGCUCCAGAGGCGCUUCCAGAAGGCGCAAUAUCUCGCUCUGCCCGAGAGAGCGGAGCUCGCUGCUCAGCUCGGCCUCACUCAGACGCAGGUGAAGAUCUGGUUCCAGAACCGGAGGUCCAAGUUCAAGAAGCUGUACAAAAACGGCGAGGUUCCCCUGGAGCACAGCCCCAACGCCAGCGACUCCAUGGCCUGCAACUCUCCGCCCUCCCCCGCCGUUUGGGAGAACAGCACCCCCCAGAACACCCCGAUCAACAGACCCCAGGUCCCACAGCCCACGCACAGCUCGUCGCCGCCAUACCUGGAGGAAUAUAACAACCCCUGGUACCAGCAGGGCUCACACCUACAGCACCCGGGCACCGUGCACCACCCGGUCCCGCAGCAAAGCGUGGGAGCUGUUUAUUAACAAUGACUCAAGAGCAAGAUUCAUGUCUUCACUUGGCUUAUUUCAAACGAGGUCCCUCCACAAAGACUCAGCAGAGCGAAGGUUGACCGAACCUGGAGCGGGCCUGAGGCGAAACCGCUUUUGAUUUUUGGAUGCUCGAGGACGUUUACCAUUCACAAAGCACAUAAGGGAUUUCUGAUCACUUGUGGCAGCAUAUUUAACGGACAUCUGGCGUGUUUCUUUUUUUUUUUUUUAAAUUAUUUAUCGCUUCUGUCGUAUUUCUCUCUUUUAUAAAUGAAUAUGCAAAGUUUUUUUAAACAUGUAGUUUAACAACAAACCGAUUAUUGACACAACUGUGCAGUUGAUCCAUGCUAUAUUCAAAUCACGCCUGUUGGUUUGAGAGUGCGGAAAAAAACUCAGGUCAUAUUUAUAUUGAUUUGUACAAAACGUGGAAGGCUGUAAAUAUGUGUUUAUAUGCAGAACCACUCUGAUCAUGAAACGGAACGACUGCACCGCGGUGCUUCCAAUCGUUUUUAUAUUCAUGUAAUUAGUUCACUUGUUGCCUUUCUGACAUUUGAAUAAAAGUGUUAAUGACA
Messenger RNA from Betta splendens (Siamese fighting fish), 1893 nucleotides. RefSeq names its product distal-less homeobox 3b (gene dlx3b). The transcript has 3 exons. Bases 488 to 1318 code for a protein of 276 amino acids. Gene Ontology annotation, biological process: embryo development; epithelial cell differentiation; regulation of transcription by RNA polymerase II. Lineage: Eukaryota; Metazoa; Chordata; Actinopteri; Anabantiformes; Osphronemidae. Gene Ontology annotation, molecular function: RNA polymerase II cis-regulatory region sequence-specific DNA binding; DNA-binding transcription factor activity, RNA polymerase II-specific. The record is from RefSeq and is a predicted model, not a curated record.